AUGAUCGCAGUGCAACGAACAGCAUGCUGCUUGCUUGCCGUGGGGACACUGAUCUUAAGCUUCCCGGUCGACCGAGCGCUGGGCGAAGAUAAACAACUGCAUUCGUUCCGCAAAAAGCAACUCACCAAUGUCUUCUACGGCGAAGGCGCCAACAUCGGCGACUUCAAUCACGACGGCAAGAUGGACCUUGUCUCGGGGCCUUACUGGUACGCAGGCCCCGAGUUCAAGGAGCGGCACGAGUACUACACGGCCAAGCCGUAUGACAAGGCUGGCUACUCUGACAAUUUCUUCACUUUCACCGACGAUAUCAACGGCGACGAGUGGGACGACAUUCUGGUCAUUGGCUUCCCCGGUAAGGAAGCUUUCUGGUACGAGAACCCGCAAGGGGGCAGUGGCCUGUGGCCACGUCACGAGGCGUUUGACGUCGUCGACAAUGAGUCGCCCACGUACCUCGACCUGACGGGCGACGGAAAGAAAGAACUCGUCUUCCACACCCGAGGGCAAUUCGGUUGGGCCGGUCCCGAUCCUUCUGACCCGACCAAGCCCUGGCAGUUUCAUCGCAUUUCGCCCCCGGGGCCCUAUCCCAAGUUCACGCACGGAUUGGGCGUAGGCGACGUCAAUGGUGACGGCAAGAUGGACAUCCUCGAGAAGAACGGAUGGUUCGAACAACCGGCUCAAGGGGCCGCCAACACCGACGAGAUGUGGAAGCGACACGAGUUCAGCUUCAGCGGCCCCGGUGGUUCGCAGAUGUAUGUCUACGAUGUCAACAACGACGGGCUUAACGAUGUGAUCACGUCGCUGGCCGCGCACGCCUAUGGGUUGGCCUGGUACGAACAAGUCGAAUCCGACGGUGAGAUCGACUUCAAGAAGCACGUCAUCAUGGGGCAGAAGCCGGAGGAAAGCCCAUACGGCCUGGUCUUCUCGCAGUUACACGCCGUGGAACUCGCCGACAUGGAUAGCGAUGGUGUGCUCGAUAUCGUCACCGGCAAGCGACAUUGGGCCCACGGUGGUCACGACCCCGAUGGCAACCUGCCUGCCGUUUCGUACUGGUUUAAAACUGUUCGCCACGACGACGGCAGUGUGAGCUUCAUCCCCUACCAAAUCGAUGAGAACUCCGGGGUCGGCACCAUGGUCGCCGUAGGAGACAUCAACGGUGAUGAUCUCAUCGACGUCAUCGUGGGCAAUAAGCUGGGCACAUUUGUGCUGAUCCACGAAACCAAGGCCGUUUCGGACGAGGAAUGGCAAGAAGCUCAACCCAAGCGCGUCGACGGGCAAGCCGAUGCUGGCUCUCAGAAACCUGACAAGAAUGCGGGCGUGCUACCCAAAGGAGCCGAUGGAAACCCGCUUAAUCUCGACUUUGAAAGCGGGACACUUGAAGGCUGGGUGGCCGAGGGCGAUGCGUUUGAAAACCAGCCGAUCGACGGAGACACCGUUGCUAGUCGACGUGGCGAUAUGAGCAGCCAACAUCAAGGUCGAUAUUGGAUCGGUACCUUCGAAGUUGGGGGUGACAAACCGAAAGGCACCCUUACGUCUGCCCCGUUCAAGGUCACUCAGCCCUUCGCCAGCUUUCUUGUGGCCGGUGGCCACUGGACCACGUCUCGUGUGGAAUUGGUGAGUGCCGAAACUGAGGAGCCUUUCUACGUUGUAUCCGGUGAAGACACCGAGAAUUUGGGUCGGGUGGUAGUCGACCUGAAGUCUCAACUCGGCAAGGAGAUGUUCGUCCGCAUCGUCGAUCACUCGAUUCGUGGAUGGGGUCACAUCAACUUCGACGACUUCCGCUUUCACGAAGAAGAACCCAAGUUCGAAAACGUCCGUCGCAUCGAGCCGCUCGAUGAAUACGCCAACGCAGGUUUAGAGCCUGAAGAAGCCGCCGCAGCGAUGACCGUGCCCGAGGGCUUUUCGGUAACUUGUUUCGCCGGCGAGCCUGAUGUUCAUCAACCGAUUGGUUUCACAAUCGACGAUCGCGGCAGACUUUGGGUCGCCGAAGCUUAUUCCUAUCCUCAGCGAUUGCCGGAGGAUGAAGCCCGCGACCGGAUCUUGAUCUUUGAAGACAAUGACGGUGACGGCAAGUUCGACAAGCGAACCGUGUUCACCGAAGGGCUUAAUCUCGUAAGCGGCCUUGAAGUCGGUUUCGGUGGAGUCUGGGUCGGCGCCGCGCCGAACUUCAUGUUCAUCCCAGACCGCAACCAGGACGAUAAGCCCGAUGGCCCGCCGGAAGUGCUGCUAGAUGGUUGGGGGUAUCACGAUACUCACGAAACGCUUAACGCUUUCAUCUGGGGGCCCGACGGUUGGCUCUACGGUUGCCACGGUGUGUUCACGCAUUCAAUGGUUGGCGUUCCCGGCACCCCGAAAGAAGAACGCAUCCCACUCAACGCGGGCAUCUGGCGUUACCACCCCACAAAACAUGUCUUCGAAGUCUUCGCCCACGGAACCAGCAAUCCUUGGGGCGUCGACUUCGACGACACGGGACAGUCGAUCCUCACUUGUUGCGUCAUUCCGCAUUUGUUCCACGUCAUUCAAGGUGCCCGCUACCGCCGCCAAGCCGGGCAGCAUUUCAAUCAGUUCACUUACGACGACAUCAAGACGAUCGCCAAGCAUCGCCAUUGGGUUGGAGCCACACCGCACUUGGGCAAUAACCGCUCCGACCGCGCAGGCGGCGGGCAUGCGCACAGUGGGGCGAUGAUCUACCUCGGGGGCACAUGGCCCGAGGAGUAUCGCAACAAAGUUUUCAUGAACAACAUCCAUGGCAACCGUUUGAACGUUGACCAGAUCGCGCGAAACGGCUCUGGGUUUGUCGGCGAUCGGUCUCCCGACUUUCUACUGGCAAACGAUUCGUGGUCGCAGUUGAUGAACUUUCGCUAUGGUCCAGACGGUCAGGUGUACAUGAUCGACUGGUACGACAAGAACGCCUGCCACCAUCCCAAGUACUCGGUGCACGACCGCACCAAUGGCCGGAUCUUCAAAAUCGCUUACGGUGAGACUGAUCCGGUCGAUGUCGAUCUGAAACAGCUUAGCAACGAAGAACUGGUUGCCUUGCAACUCGAUGAGAACGAUUGGUACGUCCGCCACGCGCGACGGAUUCUGCAGGAGCGAGGUCCCAACGAGGCUGUUCAUGCGGCGCUGACCAAAAUUGCCUUUAAAAACCCUGACAUCACACGGCAACUACGCGGACUGUGGGCUCUGCACGUUACGGGUGGUUUGACCAGCGAACUGAUCGAUCGCGGUCUGAACAGCCCUGAAGAAAUGGUAAGAGCUUGGACGAUUCAGUUGGCCUUGGAAGAUCGCCAAGCCUCCGAUGAACUUCUCUCACAGUUGGUCGAAAUGGCGGGCAACGAUCCUUCACCGGUCGUACGACGAUACUUGGCUUCGGCAGCCGAUCGGUUAGGAAUCGACGAGCGGGUCGAAAUCGUGCGGGCGCUUGUCAGCCACGACGAAGACGCAGGAGAUCACAACCUACCUCUCAUGUAUUGGUACGCCCUGGAGCCCAUCGCCGGGGAGAACAUGCAACUCGGUUUGGAAAUUGCCGCCGCGGCGAAGCUUCAGCCCAUCCUUGCGUACACCGUUCGCCGCAUCGGAUCUAGCGGCGAGCCGGAGGCCGUCGACUUGCUCGUUGAUAAUCUGGCGAAAAUGUCCGACGAAGCUUCGCAACGCACGGUGCUGGCCGGACUGAGCGAAGCUCUUAAGGGUCGUCGUCAGGUGGAGAUGCCGAAAAGUUGGCCUAAAACAUUCCGUGAAAUGGCCAGCACAGCUCCGGCGGAUAUUCGUUCGGAGCUAAUGUCGCUGGCUGUGAAGUUCGGCGACCCGAUGGCUCUGGCAGUUAUGCGAGAACUCGUGGCCGACGGCGACGCCGAAUUGGCCACCCGCCGCACUGCGCUGGCCUCCUUAGUCAGUGCCAAAGACCCGGAACUCCCCGAGCUUCUGCACGCAUUGUUGGAAGACGAAGCUCUGCGUGGCGGAGCCCUACGUGCUCUGGCCGGCUACAACCACCAAGACUCGCCGGCGAAGAUCAUUACGGUCUACCCCAAACUCACGCAGUCUGAGAAGCGAGACGCACUGAACACGUUAGCCGCCCGAAGCACAACAGCAUUAGCCAUGUUGGCGGCUGUGGGCGAAGACAAGAUCCCCAGCCGCGACCUUACUGCCGACCUGAUUCGGCAGCUUCGCAACCUGAAAGACAAGAAUAUCGAGGAACAGAUCACCACCGUGUGGGGCACAGUACAGGAAUCGAGCGAAGACAAGGUGGCACUCAUCGCCCGAUACCGAGAGCUGCUCGAGAAGAAGCCGGAAACCGAGCCCGAUGUGGCCCUGGGGCGAUCGGUCUUUAACAAGACGUGCGCCCAAUGUCAUAAGCUGUUCGGCACUGGGAAGACGGUUGGCCCGGAAAUCACGGGUUCGAACCGUGCGAACUUGGAAUACGUGCUAACCAACGUGCUCGAUCCCAGCGCCUUGAUCGGCAAAGACUACGUCGCACAGGUGAUCAUCACCGACGAUGGUCGCGUCGUGACCGGCAUCGUACGACAAGAGACGGAAGAUGCCUUGGUAGUUGCCACGGCCAACGAGACGAUCGUUAUCCCUCGCGAUGAGAUCGACGAGAUGGAACCGAGCACCAAGUCGAUGAUGCCCGACGAUAUUCUCAAGCCGCUCUCAGAGAACGAAUUGCGAGCCUUGGUUGCCUAUCUGGCCAGCCCGCAGCAGGUGCCUAUGCUGGCUACCGUGGACAACGCCGGUAGCUUCUUCAACGCUGUCGACCUUACCGGCUGGCAGGGCGAUACAUCGCUGUGGAGCGUUGAAAAUGGCGAGCUGGUUGGCCGCACCAAAGGAUUGGGCCACAACGAGUUUCUCGUCAGCGAUUUCUCAAUCGGCGACUUCCGCCUGAAAUUCGAAGUGAAGCUAGUCGACAACCGCGGCAACAGCGGCGUGCAAUUCCGCAGCAAGUCACUCGAAGGCGGUUCCGUCGAAGGCUACCAGGCCGACAUCGGCGUUGGCUGGUGGGGCAAGCUGUACGAAGAACAUGGUCGUGGCUUGCUUUGGAAAAAGUCGGGCGACGACCUGAUCCGCCCGGGCGAGUGGAACACGUACGAAAUCGUGGCCGUCGGCGACCGUAUUCGCACCUACCUCAAUGGCAAGCAGUCCGUUGAUUUCGUCGACCCGACCGGAGCGAAGCGGGGAAUCAUCGCCUUGCAGCUCCAUUCAGGCGGCCCCACGGAACUCGACGCAUUUUUGAAAUGCUGGGCGGUUGUUACGAUGGGCGUGUGGUCAUUUUGGUGUGGCCGCCACCUGUUGUAG
Messenger RNA from Cladocopium goreaui, 5286 nucleotides. Lineage: Eukaryota; Dinophyceae; Suessiales; Symbiodiniaceae. The record is from the annotation of a GenBank genome assembly.